Molecule: messenger RNA, 829 nt
Organism: Rhodotorula graminis WP1
Lineage: Eukaryota; Fungi; Basidiomycota; Microbotryomycetes; Sporidiobolales; Sporidiobolaceae
Exons: 3
Coding region: 129-791 (220 amino acids)
Biological process (GO): iron-sulfur cluster assembly
Cellular component (GO): mitochondrion
Molecular function (GO): iron ion binding; iron-sulfur cluster binding
Source: RefSeq, a predicted model, not a curated record
CCGCGUUCGCCGUCGCCGGCACCAGUGGCAAGCGGUCGCUCCACUCGGUCGUCUCGCUCGCCUCGACCUCGACCAGGCCCAGAGCCACGACCUCCCGUUCGGUCGCUGCAGCAUGGCAGCUCACUGGCAUGCAGCGCCGCACCAUGUUCAUCCAGACCGAGACGACGCCCAACGCCGACUCGCUCAAGUUCAUCCCCGGCCAGCCCGUCUCGCCAGAGUCGACCCACGAGUUCCUCGACGCCGGCAGCUCGUCGGCCUCGCCGCUCGCCGACCGCCUCUUCCACCUCCCCGACGUCCGCUCCGUCUUCUUUGGGCCCGACUUUAUCUCGGUCAACAAGACCGAGGACGGCCAGUGGUCGGAGCUCAAGCCCGAGAUCUACUCGAUCAUCAUGGAGCACUUCACCGCCGGCCGCCCCUUGUUCGAGGAGGGCCGCGGCGGCGGCGCCGAGGACACGCGCAUCCUCGACUCGGACUCGGAGGUCGUCGCCAUGAUCAAGGAGCUCCUCGAGACGCGCGUGCGCCCGGCCAUCAUGGAGGACGGCGGUGACAUCGAGUACCGCGGCUUCAACGAGGAGUCGGGCGUCGUCCAGCUCAGCCUCAAGGGCAGCUGCAGGGGCUGCGAGAGCUCGAGCGUGACGCUCAAGAGCGGCAUCGAGCGCAUGCUCAUGCACUACAUCCCCGAGGUCAAGGAGGUCGAGCAGGUCCUCGGCGAGGCAGAGGCGGUUGCAGAGGACGAGUUUGCCAAGUUCGAGGCGAGGCUACGGUCGGGCGGCAAGACCGUGAGCGUGUAGAGCCGUGAAACGUCGCUUCUCGAGCCUCUACUUCUUCC